CCGCGUGUGUCCGUCGCAUUUUCAAUGCGACACCGCUCCUCAUCUGUCAUAAUAUGGAUAUAUACCACAUUCGUGCUCUUAUCAAUAUUCAGUUCUCAUAUUUGUGGUUUUGUGAAGUCUCCGACAAGUAUAAAUGGAUUAUAUUGUAAAGUGCAAUUGGAAACGAUUAGAAUUGUAAGGUCCGCAAUGGAAUUUCUAGACAGUGUGAACGAAAAUCGGUGCAAAUGUGAUUUUAUAUAAAUGUAAGAAAGACUAAACUAAUUUAUUAACACGGUAGUAUCGAUGCAGUUAUCCAUUAAAAGAUGGAACGUUACAAACUGGACGCGUUACGAUUUCGUGCUUCCUUUAGUGAGUUAAACUAGUGUGUAGUGAUAAAAGUCUGAUUUGGUUAAACGUUAGUUUUAUCUAUAUCGGAGUAUGCUGAUCAACACGUUCCUUGAUACUGAGGAUUUUGUACACCUGUACUAUCCGGAAGAUGAGCCGCCGGCCCCGCAGGGCUGUGGUGCGGGAGCACGCCUCGCUUCGAAGUACCCUCGACCGACCACACCGGAAUAUAAGGAGGUGGCAGCGACGUCGAGCGAAAUGAGCGAGCGCGAGCGGUAUCGCGCGCCGCCGCAACCGGAGCCUCCGCCGCACCGCGUGCGCGCCUCAGAUCUCUACCCGCGCACGCGCACGCACUACGACGAGCCCGGCUUGGAUUCUGGUUUCACUCCAAUAUGCGGCGAAUUUGUGCAGUGGGUGGGCCGCACGGCAGACGGCGGUACGAUUGCGAUGUCAAACUACCGCCUUCACUUGCAGCCGCGAAGGCGUGGCGGACCCGGUGCUUCGGUGCCGUUACGGCUUAUUGACGCACUUGAGAUCCGCGAUUUACUCUGCUUAUAUAUACUCUGUAAACACGGCCGACAAUUAAAAUGCUCAUUCAACACAGGAGACCAGUGCGUUGAGUGGUGGAGAAGACUGAACACGGCUUUAGUUCCCAUUGGUUCUCUGCAAGAAACGUUCGCAGCUGCAUAUGCCGCCUGGGCCAAGGAACUACCUCCCACGUCCGUCCACAAGGCGCUAAUGAGGGCGUCACAAGCCCCUCAACGACAUUGGUUCGGACCUGAGUUGGAACGACUCGGUUUUACGACUAAAGGCGCGUGGCGCGUCACCGCUGCUAAUGCAGAGUACAAGCUAUGCCCUUCUUAUCCUCCGCUGCUCAUCGUUCCGGCAUGUAUCGGCGACGAAGACCUGGACUCCGUUGCGCGUUUCCGCGCAAUGCGUCGUAUUCCGGCGGUGGUCUGGCGUCACCGGUCUACGGGUGCGGUGAUAGCGCGCUCGUCGCAGCCGGAGGUCGGGUGGCUUGGUUGGCGUUCCAGCGAAGACGAACGAUUACUGGCCGCAUUCGUCACUGCCUGUAAUCAGGAUAGACCUAUUCCUAAUAAGCAACUAAAGCUGCUGAUAGUAGACGCGCGCUCGUACGCGUCCGCGGUCACGAACCGCGCGCGCGGGGGCGGCUGCGAGUGCGCGCAGUACUACCCCGCCGCGGACAUACAGUUUAUGAGCCUGCCCAACAUUCACCACGUGCGGCGCAGUUUCCAGCAGAUGCGUGCGCUCUCCGCCGAGCCCGGGGAGCAGGCCAACUGGCACAGCAACCUGGAGCGCACGGUGUGGCCGCAGUACGUGUGCGGCGUGGCACGCGCAGCGAGCGCGGUGGCGCGCGCGGCGCACGCGGGCCGGCCCGUGCUCGUGCACUGCUCGGACGGUUGGGACCGCACGCCGCAGCUCGUGGCCGCCGCGCAGCUCAUACUCGACCCCUACUACCGCACGCUGCAGGGUUUCCGAAUACUAAUCGAGCGGGAGUGGCUGGACUUCGGACACAAGUUCGCGGACCGCUGUGGCCAUCAAUUCGGCGCAGAAGACCCCAACGAGCGAUCUCCCAUCUUCCUGCAGUGGUUGCACGUCGUGUACCAGAUGAUGUUGCAGUAUCCCUGCAGCUUCGAAUUCAACGAAGCUUAUCUAAUAAAGCUGGCGACGCACGUGCACUCGUGCAUGUUCGGCACGUUCCUGUGCAACACGAGCCGCGAGCGCGCAGAGUGCCGCGCGAACGACACAACCGCGCAAGUGUGGCACCUGCUGCGAGCUCCCGCCUACCGCAACCACCUCUACACGCCGCCGCACCACCCGCACGAGCAGGUGAUCUGGCCGGAGUGCAGCGUGCGCGCCAUGCAGGUGUGGUGGGGCCUGCUGCGCGGGGAGCGCGAGCGGGAGCCGCCGCGCGUCGCCGCGCCGCCCGCCGCCCCCGCACCCCCCGCCGCCGCGCAGCAAGCCAGCGGUUUAAUGACGAAAACUAGAUCCUGUGAUAAUCUGCUUAAUGAAGGAGAGAAGAAAACUGCGCAAAGGAGAUGCAGCGACCCGAAUUUGGCGCCAGAUGUUAUGAAUUUGUCAUUGGUAGUAAACGGCGGCCCGACUGCGGAACGCUCCGAGGGCGAAGCUCCUGUACUCACCGACAGUUGCGUUGAACAGCUGCCCGGUGAUACGGACACGGAGACCGAUCAGGUCGACGGCCUCCACCCAGACCAUUUCGAGAACCGCUUGCGCGACAUCACGAGCAAUUCAUCAUCCUUGGAACGCGAGCUGGUGGCCGCACCCACCGUGCCAAUAAAUGAACACACGAGCGACGUUCCAGCGGACACGCCCGAGGAGCCACCUGUGUUCGUUUGCGAAACCUAUACCGACGUUCUUGGCAUGGCUGAAGCGGCAAGAGAAUCAGCGCGAACGAGAAACAUAAGCAUAACAUGGCGAUCUAUAUCGGAGUCCAGCAACCAAUCCUCUACCGGCUUCGACGUCCCGGAGAACUCGCCACAAAAUCACACCGAAUCUAAGAUCACCCGUCUCCAAGAGACACCCAUUGACAACCACAACUCCACCGAGGGGGACGCGGUCAAUCACAACACAGUGAACCAGCUGACCAACCACAACAGGGAGGUGGGCGACGGGGACGUCAACGGCCUAGUGAACGUUGCCACGAAAUUUCUAGAAGUAGACUUGAACGUUCCUCUCGCGGCAGGUGGCGGGUCGUCCAGCGGCGCGAGCUCGGAGAGCGAGGGCGAGGCGGAGCGCCUGGCGGGCGCGCGCGUGGCGAGCCAGCUCACGCUGUGCCCCGCGUCGCCGCGCCGCGCGCCGCGCCCCGCCUGCGCGCCGUGCCCGCACUGCGCCGUGUGCGCGGGCGAGGAGUCGUCGGGCUCCAGCGACGCGUGCUGGUGCGGCGUGUGCGACGGCGGCGCGGCCGGCUCGCGCGCGCGCUGCGUGUGCGGCGCCGGCCUGCGCGCGCACUGCGACUCGCUGGACGGCCUGCCGCCCGCCGCCGACCCGCUGCAGGCGCGGCUGCACCAGAUCAUCCUCUACCAGAAGAAAGUGGUAGAGGAAUUAAGUGGGCAACUCCGCGAGGCGCGCGAGGCUCUCCGGAGAGCGUCGCCCGCGCCGCCGCCUGCGACGCAGCCCGCCACCCAAGCACAGGUGGUCCGCAACGGCAACGGCGGCAGCUCGGCGAGUCGCGGCAGCGGCGGCGGCAGCAGCGCGGCGAGCGGCAGCAGCAGCGGCAGCGCGUCCGAGGUGGAGGUGGGCGAGGAGGCGCGCGGCGUGCUGUGGCUGCCCGACAGCGCCGCGCCGCGCUGCCAGCACUGCCGGAACCAGUUCUGGCUGGCGCGGCGCCGACACCACUGCAGACGGUGCGGCGGCAUAUUCUGCGGCUCGUGCUCGGAGAUGAGCCCGUGGGGCGAGCUGGGCGCGGUGCGCGUGUGUCGGCGCUGCCGCCUGCGGUGACGAGCCCAAACCGCCCCCGCCCCGCCCCGCUUGUACACCUUCAUAGCCGAAUGACGUUAGUGAUGUUUAAAACGUCACGAAUGUUCCUUCGACGAAAUUCGUCUUCGAUUCAACGACAGUAUUCCUCAAUGAACUGCUCACGAGUCACAAGUGACGCGUCGGUCGAACGAUUGACUCUCCUAUACUAAUUAGAUAUUAAUUAAUUAACGAUUACUUCCAAAUCAGUUCUAUAUUGUUCUAAUAAAGUUUACAUAAUGUUAUCGAUUUUUGUUUUUUUACUUAACGAUAAAUUACAACUAUCGUGUUGCAAAAUAUGUUAAUAAUGAAAUACUAUCCACAACUCGUCCUAACUCGUCAUUAAAAGGCGGCUUCGAAAUGUAAAUGUAACUAUAGAGGGAGAUUUUGUACGCUCGUCCGCACCGCGAGUGCGGUCUGACCUGCAUAACGAUACAAUAGUUUGUUUAUACUAGUCAGCCUGAUUCGUUUAACAUUUUAAAACAUUGUUUUGUUAUUUGUAAGAAUGUAUGAUUCCAAGACUUUUCCACGAGACACCAUGACAGUUACUCCCAACUUUACAUAUAUAUAAUGUUUAUAUAAUCCAAUAAAUUUAAAUUACGGUACAUUAAAGUUUAAUGUAUUUUAAAGUAUAUAUAAUUAUGUGCUGACUCCGAAAUGUAUUAUUAUAGACGAUAGGUCCGUAAAAAUUACACAACGGGCUAGACACUGUUUGAUGGGUCGAAGGAUAUAUCAUUUACUAGCGACUCCUAGGGUAAGCUAAAGCUGGACCGGAGUUGAUGUCGCAGUUAUCUAGUUUUAUUUGUGAUUUAAAUGAUUGCCUCAUUAAAGUGAUGCAUAGUUUACGCUAAGCGAUUAUUUAACGGCAAAUUACGCUAGACAUCUACGACAUAAAUGUUAGAUAAAUUGUGAUCAUUAGCAUAAUCAAAAUUAGGAGAGGAACUUCUAAAUAUUUUGCGUUGUGAAUGCAAGUGUCGUUACUAUGAUAUAAAAGUUUUCGAAAGUCCAAAAGCGAAGGCUGAUUUUGAUUUUUUUUUUCAACGAAUUUCUUAAAUGAAUAGUGACACGUAUCGUCAACGACUGCUCGUAUAGACUGAACUUUUUAAAACUUGUGGCGGAUAUAUAUAAUGGAAUGGUGUAAGCGAUUGUACUACGGUGAUAUAUUAAAACCUAUUUAUUUUAUAUUAUAAUGUAUAUAUAAAAUAAUAUGAAGAUAUUUAAAUAAUUGUAAAUUUUAUUAUUUUUUAUAAUUAAAUAAUUCUUCGUGUUAGUAAAAUGUACUUCAAUUCGAUCGACACCGUGUAUAAUCGUCUUAAUGAGUUAGCGUUAAAUGGAAUGUAAGAUGGGGAACGGUCCACAAAGAAAAGUUCUAUACUUUGUUAUUUCAGUUUUUCCUACAUUAUAUCGAUGAAAUCAGCGAUUGUUCGCCUUUAAACAAUAAUUGAAUUAAUCAUUAGAAAAUGAGAGAAAUGUUCGACUUUUUAAAAGUCUAUCGUCUGUUUAUCUUUUACUUUUUAUUAUUGCUUUAUAUAUUUAAUGACCGACUUUCUUAGAAUUAAAUGAAAUUUAAUAAUUGAGUGCCUAAACAGAGUUGAAAAGCAAAAUAAUUAUGCAAUAGUUUCUAUUUAGUAUAUCUGACCAGACUAAGUUUAAGGUUUACAGUAAACUUAACAUAUUAAUAAAAUAAAAAUUGAAUAAGCCACCAAUGUCGAAAAUAACAAUUUUUAAUAGAUGGUUUUUAAUAAAAACAAACACAAAAACAAUGUAGUUUAAUUACAAGCCAUCAAAUAAAAGUUAUGGACGAAAUAUAUUGAAUGAAUUCCGAAAUGAAUGGUCUGAUCAGGUUCUCUAAGUAACUAUUAUAUUAACAGUUAAUAAAUGAACAUUUAAACAACUUUCGAUCCCGUGAGGAAAUACGCGCAGUUUUGUAUUUUAUUUGUGAUAUUGAUUAUAAUUUUUGUAAAAUGCUAUAUAUAAGAGUUUAAAACAUGUUGAUAUACGUUACAUUUGUGGUGAUUAUUUAAUCGCGGUGCGUACUCGUUGAAUUUAUAUAAUUAUUGUUAUUAAUAAUGAUUUUAAAGUAUAAUCUAUCAGCUGAGCGUACUUUACUGAACACGAUAAGCAAUAACAAUGUUCAAAUGAUGAAAAUAAAACAUUAUUUAAGGUAAAUUGUAAUUGUAGGCUCAUACGAGACGCUGUUUGCCAUUUAAAAAAAUAUUGUUAACAAUAAUUACCGAACGAUCGAGAAAUACAUGUUCUCGCGAGACGUAUAUUAUAAAAUACCUUUUAAUAAAAUAUUGACGUGUAUUAAUUUUUGAAUUUGGCACAAGCUAACUAUACAUAUAAAAUAUUCAUUUGUUUUUUUAAUGUUUAAGAACUUAUAUCAAGAAUGUGUCUAAUUAGUAAUGUUUUUUAUUGAAAAAUGGAAUUGUUUCUUGCAAAAAUUAUAAACCACAAUUAAAGCUCGGAGUAACUUAAGUUUUAUUGUCGAAGUGCAACUUGUUUGUGACCAAUGAAUGAUAUAAUGUGGAAUAAAGCAUAUUUAGUUUUAUAA
This is a messenger RNA of Nymphalis io (European peacock), 6373 nucleotides long. Its product is annotated as myotubularin-related protein 4. The transcript has 20 exons. Bases 418 to 3804 code for a protein of 1128 amino acids. The record is from RefSeq and is a predicted model, not a curated record. Gene Ontology annotation, biological process: regulation of autophagy; dephosphorylation. Gene Ontology annotation, molecular function: protein phosphatase binding; phosphatidylinositol-3,5-bisphosphate 3-phosphatase activity; metal ion binding. NCBI's taxonomy places the organism in Eukaryota, Metazoa, Arthropoda, Insecta, Lepidoptera, Nymphalidae.